AAGGAAUUGAACAUGAAGAUCUUAGACCUUAUAUUUCAAAUAUCAUAACUGUUAUCCCGGCUUUUGAACAAUUAAUUGAACAAGAAGACAAAGUUAUCGAAAAAGAAAAAAAGAAAAAUCCGAGAAUAGACAUCAAAAUUUUUAAGUGGAUAAAAAAAAGGGUAUUUAAGCCUAAAAAUCAAGAACACAUUCAAAAUUACAAUUUGCCUUUAGCAAUUUCUAUUUGUAUCACUUCUUACGUUAGUAAACAAGUUAGGAAUAAGAUUGUUGGAUCUUCAGCGGCUAAAAUUUUAUUUAUUAACUUGAAUAUUCUUGUCGAUUCUUUAUCUGGUUGCGAAAGAAUUUUAAGAACACCAAUUCCCUUGGCAUAUGCAGUUCAUAUAACACAAACAGUUUGGCUUUAUUGUAUUACCUUAUCGUUUCAAUUAGUUUCUACGCUUCAUUAUACUACUAUUCCUAUAGUGUUUAUUGCAUCUAUUAUUUUAUUUGGUAUUGAAGCAAUUGGUGAAGAAAUUGAGAAUCCGUUUGGAUAUGAUUAUAAUGAUUUGGACUUGGAUGAAGUUGAACAAAUCACGAAAUAUCCACGACCAAAAGCUGAAGAUUGGGAUCAUGAAACAAACUCGAUGAUUGAUCUUAAAGAAAAGAUUCUUUCGAAUUCUUAUAGUAGUAAUAUUUUUGACAUGGUUUUAGACAUUACAGCAACACAUGAUGAUCUUGAAAUUGAUCAAA
Molecule: messenger RNA, 729 nt
Organism: Racocetra persica
Lineage: Eukaryota; Fungi; Glomeromycota; Glomeromycetes; Diversisporales; Gigasporaceae
Source: the annotation of a GenBank genome assembly